This is a messenger RNA of Cuscuta campestris, 2075 nucleotides long. Lineage: Eukaryota; Viridiplantae; Streptophyta; Magnoliopsida; Solanales; Convolvulaceae. The record is from the annotation of a GenBank genome assembly.
CCUCAACCUUAAAUUCAACUUUCUUCUCCACCGCUCCGCGCCUCCGCCUUCCGCCACCUCUUCCUGCUCUUCGCCCAUAAUUUUCAUCCCCAGAUGUCUUUUGGUUCCUUCAGGAUACAUCUGUCUUUUCUCUGGUGUGCUUUCUUUUUCAUUCAUCGCGGAAGGUUGUGGUGUGCUCGGAAGACAUUGUUUCGGCAUUGGACUUGAUAUUAGCUGAUUGGAUUAUGAAAGAGUGAUAAGAGGAGUUUGAGACUGGUGUGUGUACAGAAUGUUCCUUUUAUUUUGCCAAGUGUGCUCUGCCAUUUUUGUUACAAAGUAGACGUGUCGUUAAACCCUAAAAACCACAGCCUUUGAUUUGUAUUGUGUGUGUGAGAAUUCUAGAUUUGGAAGAAGAUUCUCUUUGUUUGUUUAGCCUAGUUUUCUGUUCUCGCCAUUCUACAUGGGAAAGACAUUACUUCCUCCGGGCUUCCGCUUUCAUCCAACUGAUGUUGAACUGGUCUUGUACUAUCUCAAGAGGAAGAUCAUGAGAAAGAAAUUUCAUUUUGAUGCUAUUUUAGAGCUCAACAUUUACAAAUUCUCCCCAUGGGACCUUCCAGACAAAUCUUGUUUGAAAAGCAAAGACCUUGAGUGGUAUUUUUUUGUUCCGAGAGAGAGGAAGUAUACCUGUGGAGCUAGAAUGAAUCGAGCUGCGGAAAGGGGAUUUUGGAAAACAACUGGAAGGGAUAGGCCUGUUAUUCACGAUGAACAGACCAUUGGAAUGGUUAAAACCUUGGUUUUCCAUGAAGGCCAUCCACCAAAAGGGAAAAGAACUGAUUGGGUUAUACAUGAGUACAGGAUUGUGGACUUGCAUACCAAAGAAGGAACUCUUCAGGAUUCAUAUGUUCUAUGUAAAGUAUUCCAGAAGAGUGGACCAGGCCCAAGAAAUGGUGCACAAUAUGGUGCACCAUUCAAGGAGGAAGACUGGGAAAAUGAUGUUGAGUUUGGUGUUCACCCAUUUCCAUCUGAUAUGCUUUCUCCACUUUCAGAGCCUACUAACCAGGCUUGCUCAGUUGUGACUGGUGUGGUUGACCCAGGGUGUACAUCUGGUCAGCCCUUAUCUGAACCAAGUCCAACCUUUUGUAGUCUUGUUACUGAUGAGCUGCCAACUAAGAACCAAACCUGUUCUGUUUUCACGAGUGGUAUGCCGGGAAGCACAUCCAUUCAGUCUUUGGUAGAACCAAACCUAUCUUUAAGCCGUCCUUGUUCUAGUGUGCUUCCACCCGAUGCGGAUGAUCUCUGUUGUUUUUUUGCCUCAUUUCCAGAGAAUACUGACUUACUUCCAGAUCAGAAUGUUCAGAACCCAGGACUGGAUGUUGAAAUGAUGCCGCUGCGUGUGGAUGAAAAUGACAUAUUCAGUGAACUUUGUAAUCUUGAUAGCUUUGCAGAUCUGAACGGAGGCAGAUCUAAUUUCCAUGGAAGUCCACCUGCUCUUGUUUCCCCCCGGGAGGAUGCUUCCUUUUUCGAGCUUGAUGAUCUUGCUGUUCCAGUGCAUCACACGACUCAAGUUGCUGAAGCUCAUCAAACGUUAGUGGGAGAGACGUUUUGUUCACAGAAUAGCUCUUUCCCUGAUGUGCAAUAUUUUAAUGAUGGAGGCAUUGUUCCGGUUAAUCAGUUCAUUUCAACCGAAAGUCAGCUGCAGCGGUGGCUACUUGAACAACACAUCCAGCAAGUGUUUUCCUCAACACACUCUCUAAUAUGGUUUCACGUUUGUAUUUUUGGAGGGGGGACACAAUGCGUUGUAGAAAUCUGGGUUUGAUGCCCUUAAUUAAUCUAGAUGGAGGUGAGAUAGAAAUCCUUCUGCUCCUGAAUGUUGAGUGGGGCACGCAUGUGUGUCAUAUUUUGCUAGUCUUCUUUAUUCCAUUGGACAGUAAUCUAAUAUUACGCCAAACCAUUUUUGUUCUAAUGCAUCUGUUAAGUUUUUCCUAUUUAGGUUGCCUCAUUAUAUUUCUCAACCUUUUCACUUCAGUUUAUUUUUAAAGGUGCUUUAUUGACUUUUUUUUUGCCCACCCCCCACCCAAUGAAGUUUUAAUUCAAGU